AUGGCUCGCGCCGCCUUCCGUUUCCUGCGGCGGCGCGGCGACCGGGGCCGGAAGCCGCCGGCGCGGAGAGGGGAGCGCGGGGCACCGCGGCGGGCGGGUCUCGCGGCUCCGCCUCCUCCGGCGGCCUCCCCGCCCCCGCGGGCCGCGUCCCCCGUCGCCCCGGCCCCCUCGGCGACCCGCGCGCGGCGCCAGCCAGCCCGGGGACCGGGGAGGGCGUCGGCGGAGGCCGGGCCCCCAGACCCCCAGACCCGCGCGGGCCAGGCCGGAGCGAUCGGACGGCGGAAGGGACACCUGUUUUCGGGAAAAUCCCCGGAGCUCGGACGCCCCGCCUCUGGGCCCCUGGGUCGUGGGAUUCGGACAGACAGCCGCUUUGCCUCAGGCAUAAAUCAAAGAGGAAGACCAGCUACCCGGCCUGGAGGGAGGAUGAAAGGGAAGCGAAUGGAGGGAAGCCAUAGUGAAGAAUAAAGGACCCGGAGAGUCCGUGCUGGGCCAGAAACAACAAA
Lemur catta (Ring-tailed lemur) is the source of this 503-nucleotide messenger RNA. Its product is annotated as sterile alpha motif domain-containing protein 1-like. The record is from RefSeq and is a predicted model, not a curated record. The transcript is spliced from 3 exons. The coding region runs from base 1 to 465 and encodes 154 amino acids. Lineage: Eukaryota; Metazoa; Chordata; Mammalia; Primates; Lemuridae.